AUGGCUCGUCGAGGCCACUCAAAGUCCUCCGCUUUCCAGUGGACCACCAUUUUCUAUCUACUCUUAAUCUUCAUCUGUCCUUUGGCAUUGAUUGGCAAAGUCCAAGCAGAUGAUCAGACUCCCUUGAACUCCUCCGAUACCCACAACUAUGGCACCGUCAUCGGAAUCGAUCUUGGAACCACCUAUUCUUGUGUCGGUGUGAUGCAGAAUGGCAAAGUCGAAAUCAUUGUCAACGACCAAGGAAACCGAAUUACUCCCUCUUAUGUCGCCUUCACCGACGAAGAACGCUUAGUGGGUGAUGCGGCAAAGAAUCAAUACGCAGCAAACCCUACAAGAACUAUUUUUGACAUCAAGCGUCUGAUCGGUCGCAAAUUCGCCGACAAAGAUGUGCAACGAGAUUCGAAGCACUUCCCCUUCAAAGUCGUCAACAAAGACGAUAAGCCUGUGGUCAAUGUCGAAGUUGGCGGCAAGCCUCGAACCUUCAGCCCCGAGGAAAUUUCCGCCAUGGUUCUGGGCAAGAUGAAGGAAGUCGCAGAAGCCUACCUAGGCAAGAAGGUCACCCACGCCGUCGUUACAGUCCCCGCAUACUUCAAUGACGCUCAGAGACAAGCCACAAAAGACGCAGGCAUCAUUGCCGGCUUGAACGUUCUCCGUGUCGUCAACGAACCCACUGCCGCAGCUAUUGCAUAUGGCUUGGACCAAAAGGGCAAGAAAGAGAGCCAGAUUAUUGUCUACGAUCUCGGUGGUGGUACUUUCGAUGUCUCGCUUCUCUCUAUUGACGAUGGUGUCUUUGAGGUUUUGGCAACUGCUGGUGAUACCCAUCUUGGUGGCGAAGAUUUCGAUCAGCGAGUCAUUGACUACUUCGUCAAACUCUAUAACAAGAAAGCUGACGUCGAUAUCCGAAAAGACCUCAAGACCAUGGGUAAACUGAAGAGAGAGGUUGAGAGAGCCAAGAGAACUCUCUCCUCUCAAAUGUCUACUCGAAUUGAAAUCGAAGCAUUCCACCAGGGUAAUGAUUUCUCCGAGACUCUCACCCGAGCAAAAUUCGAAGAACUCAACAUGGACUUGUUCAAGAAGACGUUAAAGCCUGUCGAGCAAGUGCUCAAGGAUGCUAAAGUCAAGAAGAGCGAGAUUGACGAUAUUGUGCUUAUUGGUGGCUCUACUCGAAUCCCCAAGGUCGUAUCUCUGAUCGAAGAAUACUUUGGUGGUAAACAGGCCAGCAAGGGUAUCAACCCUGACGAGGCCGUUGCCUUUGGUGCCGCUGUUCAAGGUGGUAUUUUGACAGGCCAGGAGAACACUGGGGAUAUCGUCCUCAUGGAUGUUAACCCAUUAACCCUCGGUAUCGAGACCACUGGUGGUGUCAUGACCAAAUUGAUUCCUCGCAACACCAUCGUACCCACCAAGAAAUCCCAAAUCUUCUCAACAGCUGCCGACAAUCAGCCAGUUGUUCUGAUCCAGGUCUUUGAAGGCGAGAGAUCCUUGACCAAGGACAACAACCUGCUUGGUAAAUUCGAACUCACCGGCAUCCCUCCUGCUCCACGAGGAGUACCCCAAAUCGAGGUUUCGUUCGAAUUGGACGCCAACGGCAUUCUCAAGGUUUCAGCUGGUGAUAAAGGAACUGGUAAAUCAGAGUCUAUCACCAUCACCAACGACAAGGGCAGACUAUCACCCGAAGAAAUUGAACGCAUGGUUGAAGAAGCUGAACAAUUUGCCGAAGAAGACAAGUUGGUCCGAGACAAGAUCGAGGCUCGCAACAAACUGGAAAACUAUGCCGUCUCUCUGAAGAACCAAGCCAACGAUGAGGAAGGCCUUGGUGGCAAGAUUGACGAAGACGACAAAGAGACCCUGAUUGAAGCUGUCAAGGAGACUCAGGACUGGCUUCUUGAGAACGCUGACACCGCUGACAAGGACGAUUUUGAUGAGCAAUACGAAAAGUUGUCUCAGGUCGCCUAUCCCAUCAGCAGCAAGCUUUACAGCGGAGGUGCCGGUGGAAUGCCAGACUACGGAGAUGAUGACGAGCCUACACAUGACGAACUAUGA
This is a messenger RNA of Exophiala bonariae, 2040 nucleotides long. RefSeq lists its product as uncharacterized. Lineage: Eukaryota; Fungi; Ascomycota; Eurotiomycetes; Chaetothyriales; Herpotrichiellaceae. Gene Ontology annotation, molecular function: ATP-dependent protein folding chaperone; ATP binding. Gene Ontology annotation, biological process: endoplasmic reticulum unfolded protein response. Bases 1 to 2040 code for a protein of 679 amino acids. The transcript is spliced from 2 exons. Gene Ontology annotation, cellular component: endoplasmic reticulum lumen; membrane; cytoplasm. The record is from RefSeq and is a predicted model, not a curated record.